AUGAUGGCCUUGGUUUCGUCAUUGGGCGAAUCAGCUUCAUGCAAAGGGUCUGUAAAUACGCAAAGUAUCCUUUCGACUCAAGAUGGUUCGAUCACCAGCAUUGAAUCGAAACGAAACUGGCCAAGGAGUAAGAAUGUUACCCUUCGCACUAACUACCGAAUGCCCAUUUCCAUUGAACCAACCACGGAGGAUACCGUGAAUGUAACUGCUAUUCCAAAUUUUGCAAUCUUGGCAGAGGUUGCGUCGGUCGGAGAAGGCAGCGACGCAGUGGCAGUGACAUUCAUGGAAUACAAUGACUCGUAUGUCCCCAACGAACAAGCUGGCAUCAACGUUCAGUUCCCGGCAGAUCAAUUGAAAAGACUCCUUGUGGAUGGAAAUGAUGACGUUCAAGUCGCUCCUGGUUUCACCAGUCUUGCAGACAUUGAGAUCGAAGGUGCCGCCAACGUUCUCAUUAAGGAAGUCAAGCCAAGCAAUGGGAUGCCUUGGAACCUAACUGUGGACUGCAUAGAUUGCGUUGUUCAAGUGGUUGAUAGUGCCCCUGUUUUGUUGCAGCUAACGGGUGGAGAAGUGACGAUUAUCGGAGGAGACGUUGUGGAAGGAUCCUACAUGCAAUCGGGAACACUUACAGUGGCCGGCCAAAUUCUUGGACUAGAGUUUACCGGCUUCGGAAGUGAUGAUGACGAAGACAAGGACAUCACGACAUCUACGUCUUGUGCUGCCGUUGAGUAUGAUGAGUUCUUUGGAAGUCCUUGCAAGGAGGAUCCUUCUAUCUCUGCAACCACAGCAGCAGAGAUUGCGUGCACAGCUCCUACUUGUGAGGUGAAAUGUACACAAACCGUUAUCCAAACUGACUCGUCUUACAGCCGGGGUCGUGACUGUGAAACCAACACAUGUGGCGAGACGACUGGAUCCGCAUCCACAUCUACAGCAUCUGCAGCAACGCGUUCUUUGUGGCAAAGCGCAUCCAUUCUCGCCACAGUGGUGAUUGGGCUGAGUAUGGUCCUCAUCUCUUAA
Seminavis robusta is the source of this 1014-nucleotide messenger RNA. The record is from the annotation of a GenBank genome assembly. NCBI's taxonomy places the organism in Eukaryota, Bacillariophyta, Bacillariophyceae, Naviculales, Naviculaceae.